AUGGAUGACAUUUCCUUUGAAUCGCCGAAUUCUCAUCGGAAGUUACUGGGAAGUUGUGGAGUUGGUUGAGAAUCGGUCACACUUUCCAGGCCUUGGGAUGUUUGGAUUUGAAUGGGAACACUCAGAUUGUUGAAGGGAAUGAUUCAAAAACCGGAAAAUGUUCAUUUUGUAGAUUAGUGACGCAUUUAGAAAAUAUUCAGACAAAAAAAAAUUAAUUUUUUUAAUUUUAUGUGGACCUGGGGGAACGAAAAAUGAAAUUAAAAAGGAAUCUUCCGAAAAAAAUUUUUUGUUUGGUAGAUUCCUUCAAACUAUUGUUCUACCAGCGAUUUUUAGUAGUCGUGAUUUUUUCUCUAGUUUUCAAAUCACUGAAAAUGUGGUUCUAUUUGAAAUUUAACUGAUUUGGAGUUUUCAGACACUUUUUAAAGAGGUUAUAGUCUUUCUAAUUAUUUCCGUACUUUUAUUCGAUAUCUCAAUGAUCAAAAAAUACUCUAAUUACCCAAACAACGGAAAAAGUACCGUAUCAAGAGAAGAAAGUCGGUUCCGCCUGACCUCGGAUCACAUUUCUUCCUAACGAGGAGCUAAUUUCAUGGCGAUCGGUGAGAGUUUUCGCACUUUUCCUUGGUUUUCUCGCUUCUUUGCCUUCUCAAAAAGUUAUAUAAUGCCCAUUAGUAUAUUUGGAUCAUUAGUGAAAGGAUGAGAAAUGAAAGAAAAUAAAGUACUUUUCUAAUUGAAAAAGGGUUUUCCAACAUGAAAAAAAGACAUUUAAUCCUAACCUUUUUAAUAACAGACUCGACGAAUUCAUUUUGGGGCAUCAAGAAGCGAAUUUGAAGAUGAUUUCCGGUGAAGAAGGUCUCCUGAAGCUUUUCUGAAAUCGAAAAAAGGAAAGCGCGUCAAGGAGGGUUUGUGGUGAGUUCAUCCGCGACGCAAAGUCACAUACUGCCAAAAAAAUCAAUUUGAAAAAUUUUUUUGUUCAAAAAUUUUUUUCCAGUUGAAAAAAAGCCUCCCGGUACGUUCAAAGUUCAUUUUGAGGCGGAAAUUCGGCUGAAGAGAUCAUUCAGAUUAAUCAAUUGACUUAAAUUCAUCAUUUGAGUCUAAUUAUUUAAUAUUUUGUGUACAUUUUCUAUUCGAUUCUAUCUACUUCGACAAUAUAUUUUGAAUUUGAAUGCUUAUAAGACUUUUCAGUUUGAAAAAAUUGCAAAAUUUUUCGUUUGAAAUUUUUUCAGUUGAAGAAACUUCCCAGUUCGUUCGAAGUUUAUUUUGAGGCGGAUAUCAGGUUGAAGGAAUUAUCCUAGGUUCAAAAAGAUCAUUCAGAGCUAAUUCGCCAAAUCCUAAAUUUACUUUGCUAGCAAUUUAUAAAGCAUUCGUAUUGAAUUUGAGUGUUUUAUCAUAUUUUGCGCAACUUUUCUUUUGAUUUUGUUACCGAUGCUUUUGUUGUUUUAAGUGCUUUCACUUCAUUUCGGGGCUCAUGAUUCUUUUUCAGAACCUUUGUUCGAGAAUCCGUCUCUCUGUGUUCAAGGAUUUUUCACUACAGAUAACAGGAUCUUUCGGUGUUUUAUGUGAUCUUGAUUGUUUUCAUGGUAUUGCUUUUCAGAUACCAAUUCUCGACGUUUUUUUUUUUGAAGUACAGGAAAGACGGCGAUACAUAAUAGAGAUUCAUCGUUUUACUCCUGGUAAGCAUUUUUUCCGAAAACAUUUUUGUUUCAAAAUUCAGAAUUUCUCGAAAAUCAGCGAGCUGAUUCAUGUGGAUCUCGUGAUUUUAUUGGCUGGCGAUAAAUUUCAAUGGAAAGUGGUCCGUUUCGAGGAGAAAUCGGAGGAUUCCAACUUUGUACAAUGGAAGAACUGGACCAAAAUCGACAUGGGAUCCAAAUUUUGCUUCAUUAUCGAUUGUGUAAGUGUUUUUUUUUAAUGAAGCAUGUCUUCGUGUGGUUUUUAUUUCAUAUUUUUCGAAACAAUUUUUUUUUUCGAUGGUGCUAAUAAUUUUUAUAACUAGAAAAGACAAGGAGAAAACUUGACACUAUUUUCAGAGUUCAUUUGGGCUUUUUCCUAUAAAUAUUUGUUCCAAAGAUACCUCAAACGAUAAUUUUCAAACUGAGCAGUGCUUUUCGAAUUUAUUCCUUCAGGUUACUUUAUAAUGCCGUGUUCAAAGUAAUUUCCGCGAAAUGCAAAAUGGUCUCUGACCCUCCAAAAUUUAGUUAUCUUUCUCUUUCUCUGACGGCUAUUUUGAAUUUUGCGGAAUCACUUUGAACACGGCAUAACAUUACAACAAAACCGAAAAAUCGGAAAGGGGAAUGUGUCAAGUCGCUCUCGCCUGUCAUUCCUGCUGACCCCGGAUCACUUUUUCCAAAAUAGGCGCUAAUUUUGUGACGAAACGCGACAGUUCUCGCACCCUUCCUCCUUUUUCUCGCUUUCUUGUCAACUUUAAAAAAAUUAUAUAUGCCUUUCUAUUUUAUUGGCCCAUGUUCUUUACUGCUGGGUUUUGCUCUUAAAAACGCUUUAUAGAACACAAGGAAAUCUGAAGAAACCUUUAAAAGAAAUUUUAGAUUGUAUCAAAGGCGAAUUUUAACAAUUCUAUUCAGGAAUGA
Messenger RNA from Caenorhabditis auriculariae, 2582 nucleotides. NCBI's taxonomy places the organism in Eukaryota, Metazoa, Nematoda, Chromadorea, Rhabditida, Rhabditidae. The record is from the annotation of a GenBank genome assembly.